This is a messenger RNA of Phaeodactylum tricornutum CCAP 1055/1, 846 nucleotides long. RefSeq lists its product with no specific name. The record is from RefSeq and is a predicted model, not a curated record. Lineage: Eukaryota; Bacillariophyta; Bacillariophyceae; Surirellales; Neidiaceae. Bases 1 to 846 code for a protein of 281 amino acids. The transcript is spliced from 2 exons.
AUGGAAGCGGAUGUUCCCCUCCCACCGUCCGUGUACGUUGUAGCUUGUGGAUACCGGCAGACCUUCAUCCCCAAGUCGGGCUUGACCUUUCCAGCCUGGCUCGUUGCGUGCGGUGCGUCACCUCCCGUGUCCACACCCGAUUCCGGAUGCGCGACCGUCUCUGCCGUGCGAGUCAAUGUCGCUUCGACGUCGCUCCGGUGGCGCACGAAACGUGACUUUGGACGUUUGGGACGGGUGGCGGCCCGGACCGCCACGAUUGUUUGGCCCAAGGCGGCGUGGCGCAAACUGUCCGACCAAAGUCCCUGGCAGCGACCAAACGACGACACGAUGUCGCUAUCAUUCGAUCCAGUUAAGAUGUGGAAUCCUUCAUCGGGCGACCAUGACGUUGUUGACAAUCAGUGGCACCCGUGCAUGAAGAAGAGCCUCCUCCAAAUCGACCAGUUUCUACAACGAGUAGCGUGGGCCUGUCGACAUUCCCAUACUGCGCAUCCUGAUUUGAUGCGCGCGUGGAACGAAUUUUGUCGGGACCAGGAUAGCGACCAGGUUUUGCUCGACGGUUGCGACGCGAACUUGUGGCCCCCGUCCCCUGUUUCACUCAAUCGGGUAUCAACGGCCCAGCAGGGGAACGCCUGGGGUCAGUACUUUUGUACACCCGCAAACGCUCGACAACUCACCCAAUGCUUCUGGAAGCGACUUUUGUCUCUGCGUCGAUCCGACAGUAACCUUCUCGUUGUUGAACCGAGCUGCGGCCACGGACAAAUCCGAUGCCCAAGCUGUCCGUACUGGGAUUGGAUAUUGACGAGGCUGCGGUGGACUACUGUCGAGCUCAAGCAGACUCCCGAUUGA